GAUUUUCCCCCAUUUUCCCACUGUUUCCCACCGCCGGGCAGGUUUACCAACCCUCAACACCAACGCCAACUCCAUCUCGCUUUUCACAAGCACCACCCUAUUCCAGCGAGAGCCCAGACCUUCUCCAGCAGGGUCAGCUCUCAGAACGUUUCUUUCGAUCCAGCAGAUUGCGCUUCUAGAAGGAAAAGCGCGAAAGGCGCUUCAAUCCAUCCACCAUGUCAAUCGCCUCUAAGAACCUCUACGACCUCCUCGGCAACGACCCCGAGCAAGACCCCGAAAGGAAGACACCGGAGCAGCCCACCAAGGCCAUUGACAAGCCCGUUGCAAGGUCUGGCAAGCGCAAUGCUCCCGCCGAGGCUCCAGCCCGAGGACCCGCUGGCAACGCCAACGGUGGCCGCCAGCCCACCAACAACGCCAACGAGAACGCUUUCCGGGAUCGUGGCGUAGGAUCUGACAGGAACCGCAACAGGGGCUCUGGUGAACCCGGAGAGUUCCCCUCUCGUGGCCGUGGUCGCGGACGUGGCCGAGGCCGUGGUGGUGCUGCCGGUGGAGACCGCCACAGCAGGACCGGUCUUGGCGAGCACGAGAAGCAGGCCGCUCACGGAUGGGGAGGAAACGACGGAAACUCCGAGUGGGCCGACGAGAAGGCCGGAGAGGCCAUUGCCAAGCAGGAGGAGAAGGAGGAUGGCGAGGCCGAUGCUGAGGCCGCCGAGCCUGAGCCCGAGGACAAGACCCAGUCCUACGCUGCCUACCUUGCCGAGCAGGCCGAGAAGAAGCUCUCCCUUGCUGCCAGCAACGUCCGCAAGGCCAACGAGGGGUCCUCCAAGAAGUUCCCCGAGGGUAAAGCUGUCGAGCGCGACGGUGAGGAGGACUUCAUCGCCGGCUCCGGUGGCAAGGCCAAGCGUGAGCGUGAGCGCAAGCAGAAGGAGUUCGUCGAGCUCGAUGACGCCCACCUGAUCAAGCAGGACAACCGCGAGUCUUCUGGCUUCCGUGGCCGCGGCCGUGGCCGUGGCGAGUUCCGCGGCGAGGGACGCCCCCGCGGUGAGGGCCGUGGCGAGGGCCGCCCUCGUGGUGAGUUCCGUGGUGGAGAGGGACGUGGCCGCGGCGGACGUGGCCGUGGCGAGGGUCGCGGACGUGGUGAGGGCCGUGGACGCGGUGGACGUGGCGGCCAGGCUGGCCCCAACAUCACCGACUCCAGCGCUUUCCCCAGCCUCGGCUCAUAGGUUCAUUCGACAAACGUCUAGGACUACGUGCGUCUUCAUCUUCCGCUGAGAAGUCAUGAGUGCCGAACAUUGAAACUCCUCCCCCUUUUUUCU
Messenger RNA from Aaosphaeria arxii CBS 175.79, 1316 nucleotides. RefSeq lists its product as uncharacterized. The transcript has 6 exons. Gene Ontology annotation, cellular component: nucleus; cytoplasm. Gene Ontology annotation, molecular function: RNA binding. The record is from RefSeq and is a predicted model, not a curated record. NCBI's taxonomy places the organism in Eukaryota, Fungi, Ascomycota, Dothideomycetes, Pleosporales. The coding region runs from base 216 to 1223 and encodes 335 amino acids.